AUGGACAGCGAGAGUCAACCGACUCUCGCACAAGAUAAGUACCGUACACUUUACGCUCCUGACAACCGCCAAAAUCCGUGUUUACAUUUUAGAACACUUGACAACUCGUCGUCCCAGCCGAUUAUUGGACCGAGGAUUUCAUAUUCACACGCCACAAACUCACCUCUGCACCUGUACUACCAAAACGCUAGCGGCAUGAACUCGAACAUCGAUGACUACCUGCUCGCCUUUUCUGACAGUCACUACGACUUCAUCGCAUUAACGGAAACAUGGCUUGACGAUCGCACCUUAACUUCCCACCUGUUUGGAGCCGAGUAUGAGGGUUUCCGUUGCGAUCGCGGCCCUCAAAACAGCCAAAAGAAGACCGGUGGAGGUGUACUCAUCGCUGUCCGUUGCAGCUUGAAGCCCCGGCAAAUCGUCGACGCGGCCUGGAACAACCUCGAACAAGUUUGGGUAUCGGUCCAGUUAUCCGGUCGAAAGUUAUACAUUUGCGUUGUUUACUUUCCACCGGAGAGAACACGCGAUAAGCAGCUAAUCGACACUCACAUCCAGUCCGUUUUAGCUAUCCACGAUAGAGUAAAAAGGUGUGACGAGAUCGUAGUCAUUGGAGAUUUUAACUUGCCUAAUUUAUACUGGGCCCCUAAAAGAAGCGGUUUCCUUUAUCCCGAUCCGGACCGCUCCAACUAUCAUGCUUGUGCACUUAAUCUUCUCGAUGGAUACAACGCCGCAAUGCUCGAGCAAAUUAAUAACAAUGUGAACGAGAACGGACGCUGCCUUGAUCUUUGUUUUGUCUCCACUAGAGACAUCGCACCCAGGCUAACCUUUGCUCCGGCACCAUUGGUUAAAACAGUUUCCCACCAUCCGGCUCUUCUUCUUGAUUUUGAUGAGCAGAAUAGCCUAGACUAUCAGGAGCCUGUCCAACAGCCUCGUUAUGACUUCAAGCGUACUGAUUACGACGGAUUGCUAGAAGCACUGCUAAUUUUUGACUGGGCUAAUAAUCUUAAUCCCACUGAUGUUGAUAUGGCUGUAGAUGAUUUUCUUUCCAUUGUUACCGGAAUGAUUGCCCGUUUCGUCCCACGAAAGAGAGUACGACCCCACAAAUAUCUUCCCUGGCAGUCAACAGAACUAAGACGCUUGAAACGAAUUAAGAAUGCCACAUUCAAGAGAUAUUCUGCAAGUGGUACGUUAUCUUUGCGAAAUCAUUACCGGUCAGUUAACCAAGAAUAUAAAACUCUAAGAAGACGGUGCUACGCCAAUUAUAGGCGGAAAAUUGAGAGAAAAUUAAAAACCGACCCAAAACAGUUCUGGAAUUUUGUGAAUGCUCAGCGGAAAGAAACGGGACUUCCGUCUGUCGUGGAACUUGCUACUGAAAAAGCUGACAAUUCGUCCGAUAUUUGCCGACUAUUUGCUGCUAAAUUUGCAAGUGUUUUUGUCGAUGAAUCUCUUACCACUACCCAGAUAUCCGCAGCCGCCAGCAAAGUCGCCCUUUCAAGUAGCUCCAUCGCCUCGAUCGAUAUCGACGAUCGCGCAAUUCUUGCCGCUGUGACUAAGUUGAAAAACUCUAACUGGUCCGGCCCUGAUGGGAUCCCUGCCACAUUACUGAAAAAAUGCAUUCCUGGACUAGUAACUGCCCUUACGCAUUUGUUUCGCCUAUCAAUGUCCUCUGGAAGAUUCCCCUUAGCUUGGAAACAGGCGUACAUGUUUCCGGUACAUAAAAAGGUGAUCGUAGCAAUAUUGACAACUACAGAGGAAUAUCGGCAUUGUGUGCUACAUCUAAAUUGUUCGAGUUAG
Messenger RNA from Wyeomyia smithii (pitcher-plant mosquito), 1791 nucleotides. RefSeq lists its product as uncharacterized. The transcript has a single exon. The coding region runs from base 1 to 1791 and encodes 596 amino acids. Gene Ontology annotation, molecular function: catalytic activity. NCBI's taxonomy places the organism in Eukaryota, Metazoa, Arthropoda, Insecta, Diptera, Culicidae. The record is from RefSeq and is a predicted model, not a curated record.